Messenger RNA from Monopterus albus (swamp eel), 2053 nucleotides. It is a transcript of the gene gpr85, whose product is annotated as G protein-coupled receptor 85. The coding region runs from base 604 to 1737 and encodes 377 amino acids. The record is from RefSeq and is a predicted model, not a curated record. Gene Ontology annotation, molecular function: G protein-coupled receptor activity. Lineage: Eukaryota; Metazoa; Chordata; Actinopteri; Synbranchiformes; Synbranchidae. The transcript has 2 exons. Gene Ontology annotation, biological process: G protein-coupled receptor signaling pathway. Gene Ontology annotation, cellular component: plasma membrane.
UCGCAAAAAGGGAUGCAGAGCGCAUGCGCACUGGACUCCGUUUACUGUAGGAUAUUCACCGAGGAGGAAAAAGGGGGGCAGGCAACAAACCAGGUUUUUUAAAACAGCAUAAACCCGACUUGUGCAAUGUAAAUAACGUCCAAGAGGGAUACGAAAUAAUAUCAACAGGUAGGAUUUCGAUUGUGAUCGGCAAUCUGUCUCAUUCUCUCUGUCCUUUUUUUUUGGCCCUGUCUUAUGUGGUGGCUGCAUUUCAUUCAUCGUGGGGACUUGGAAAUUAUUCUAGUCUAAUGGACGUGCAGAUCUGCUACACUGUUGUGCUUUAUCAAACCGACUGGGAAACGAGGACGACGAUUUGAUCCUGCCGUUUUUCUUACUGAAAUCUAUCGGAUUCAAACGCUCGUAAAAUACUCGCCCGACAAUCGGAGGACGCAUUUAAACGCGGAAUUUUUUAGGUGUGAUGAGACAAAGGAACAAAGGAUGCCUUAGAGGAGAGGUUGCCUAUAUACUUGGAAACCUCUUCAAAGCACACCGCCAAAUGGAUCUAACACCUCCCCCUGCUACCUCUAGAUCAUGAUACUUGGCUGAAGCUAUUCCCCUAUCUUUAUGAUCCCUCCUCCAUCUAUGGCGAACUAUAGCCAUGCAGGGGACCACACCAUCUUGCAGAAUGUCUCUCCUCUCACUACGUUCCUCAAACUGACCUCUCUGGGUUUCAUCAUUGGAGUUGGUGUGGUAGGAAACCUCCUGAUCUCCAUCCUCCUGGUCAAAGACAAGAGUCUGCACCGAGCACCCUACUAUUUCCUGCUAGACCUGUGUGCUUCAGAUAUCCUGCGAUCUGCGAUCUGCUUCCCCUUUGUCUUCACAUCAGUCAAGAAUGGAUCUGCCUGGACCUAUGGCACGCUGACCUGCAAAGUGAUAGCCUUCCUGGGUGUGCUCUCCUGUUUCCAUACAGCAUUCAUGUUAUUCUGUGUCAGUGUCACCCGCUACCUGGCCAUCGCACAUCACCGUUUCUACACCAAGAGGCUGACCUUCUGGACCUGUCUGGCUGUCAUCUGCAUGGUAUGGACAUUGUCAGUGGCUAUGGCAUUUCCACCAGUGUUAGACGUAGGGACAUACUCUUUUAUCCGGGAGGAGGACCAGUGCACAUUCCAGCACCGUUCCUUCAGGGCAAAUGAUUCUCUGGGCUUCAUGCUCCUGCUGGCGCUCAUUCUCUUGGCUACACAGCUGGUUUACCUCAAGCUCAUCUUCUUUGUUCAUGACCGCCGAAAGAUGAAGCCUGUCCAGUUCGUGCCUGCUGUCAGCCAGAACUGGACCUUCCACGGACCAGGUGCCAGUGGUCAGGCGGCAGCCAACUGGCUGGCAGGAUUUGGUCGAGGCCCCACCCCGCCUACUUUGUUAGGCAUUCGGCAAAACAGCAAUGCAGCGGGUCGCAGGCGUCUAUUGGUAUUGGAUGAAUUCAAAACAGAGAAGAGGAUUAGUAGGAUGUUCUACAUCAUGACAUUUUUCUUCCUGGCGCUGUGGGGGCCCUAUCUAGUCGCCUGUUACUGGCGGGUGUUUGCACGGGGCCCAGUAGUCCCUGGGGGCUACCUAACAGCAGCUGUUUGGAUGAGCUUUGCCCAGGCUGGGGUCAAUCCUUUUAUCUGCAUCUUCUCCAACAGGGAGCUCCGGCGCUGCUUCAGCACCACACUGCUCUACUGCAGAAAAUCCAGGUUACCAAGGGAACCUUACUGCGUUAUAUGAAGGUUUUGCUGUGGGGUUUUUUUCUCAUCUAUGUCUCUAUUUCCCUGAGUGAUCUUGAUCUGGGCUUGUUCCCAUUGUACAGCACACUCUCUCUUUCUAUCUCUCUUCUCUUCAUCCUCCAAUUAUUUUUCUGUUCCUCCUUCUCCUAUUGCUUAUUUUCAGAGGUAGAAGGUGGACUUCCAAUCACGAGGUGAUUGAAUAUAAAACAUAUGAAACAUGGAGGCUGAAGGGAGUGGGAAUGCGCAGGAGGUUUGGAUCUCCUCCUGUGUUUAUGUUCUAGUAAACAGACAUUGUGGAAGGCUAUGCCAAUGCAGAG